Messenger RNA from Phyllotreta striolata, 2130 nucleotides. NCBI's taxonomy places the organism in Eukaryota, Metazoa, Arthropoda, Insecta, Coleoptera, Chrysomelidae. The record is from the annotation of a GenBank genome assembly.
AUGGGAACGUGUAGUGAAUAUAUAAAAAACACCUUUCCUACAAUAGACGAAGAUUUAAAACAAUAUGUCGAAGGGGUAUUAUCAAAUGGUGCAGACGAGUUUGAGGACAGCGAGGAAGUUUACGAGGCAAUAGGCGAGGUUUUACAAGAAAUUUCAAACGAUAAAUCUGAAGAUGAUAUAAGAAAUAUUUGCAACGAUUUGCUAUGUAUGAUGAAACCGGAUAAGAAAGCCUCAAAUAACGGAGCUAUGAAAGUCCUAAACGCGCCGGUUCACUUAGGCUCGAUGGUGGACAAUUUGGAAGCUACGAUAGACGAUGUAAAAAGUAUAUGGCUUAUACAGAGAGACGAGACAUUGAAAGUAGAUGCAAAAAAAUUAGAAAAGGCAGAAGCUAAAUUACAAGAAAAGCAGGACAAAAGAACUAAAGAGGUAAAAACGGUCACGGCUCCUAAACUUCAAACUGCCUCGGCUUCGCAAGUUACCAGUAAAAAAGAUAGCAAACUAGAAGCCAAAGGGACGAAUCGAACUCAGGAUAUUAGAAUAGAAAACUUCGAUGUCGCUUACGGAGAAAGGGUUCUACUUCAAGGAGCCGAUAUUUGCUUAGCGUUUGGUAGAAGAUACGGUCUCGUAGGGCGAAAUGGUUUAGGAAAAAGUACACUAUUAAGAAUGAUAUCGGGCGCUCAACUGAGAAUACCAUCGCACAUAAGUAUUCUACAUGUAGAACAAGAAGUAAUAGGAGAUGACACAAUAGCUAUAAACAGUGUAUUGGAAUGUGAUACAGUUAGAGAAGAAUUAUUGAAGAAAGAAAGAGAAAUAAGUUCGGCCAUUAAUAAUGGUUCAACUGACCCUCAGCUAAAUUCCGAACUUACCGAAGUGUAUACUCAGCUGCAAAACAUAGAGGCAGAUAAAGCGCCAGCUAAAGCCUCUAUAAUCUUAAACGGUUUGGGUUUUACUACAGAGAUGCAACAGAACGCUACCAAAACCUUUUCCGGUGGCUGGAGAAUGAGACUGGCCUUGGCGAGGGCUCUGUUCUCGAGGCCUGAUCUUUUACUGCUCGACGAGCCCACUAACAUGUUGGACAUCAAAGCUAUCAUUUGGUUGGAGAAUUACCUACAAAAUUGGCCCACUACGUUACUCGUAGUGUCUCACGACAGGAACUUCUUAGAUACAGUACCUACGGAUAUUUUGCAUUUGCAUUCGCAAAGAAUAGAUCCUUAUAGAGGAAAUUACGAACAAUUUGAGAAAACUAAAAACGAGAGAUUGAAGAACCAGCAACGAGAGUACGAGGCGCAAAUGAUGCAAAGGCAACACGUUCAAGAGUUUAUCGACAGAUUUAGGUAUAAUGCUAACAGAGCAGCGUUAGUACAAUCGAAAAUUAAAAUGUUGGAAAAAUUACCCGAAUUGAAACCGAUUAUUAAAGAUACUGAAGUGGUAAUUAAGUUACCUGAUACUGAACCGCUUUCUCCUCCGAUUUUACAACUCGAUGAAGUUAUGUUUAGAUAUAAUUCGGAACGUGUGAUAUUUAGUAACGUCAAUAUUGGUGCUACAAUGGAGUCUAGGAUAUGUAUAGUUGGUGAUAAUGGCGCUGGAAAAACAACACUCCUAAAAAUAAUAAUGGGUUUAUUGUCACCGACUGGAGGUAUGAGACACGUGCAUAGGAAUCUUAAAUUCGGUUAUUUCAGUCAACAUCACGUAGAUCAAUUGAAUAUGAACGUUAACUCGGUAGAACUUUUGCAACUAGAGUAUCCUGGAAAACCUGUAGAAGAAUAUAGGCGACAGUUGGGUAGUUUCGGUAUAUCCGGCGAUUUGGCCCUUCAAGUAGUUUCCAGUUUAUCCGGAGGGCAAAAAUCCAGAGUGGCAUUUGCAGCAAUGUGCAUGGGUCGCCCUAAUUUUUUGGUUCUCGACGAACCUACCAAUCAUUUGGAUAUCGAAACCAUCGAGGCUUUAGGAAAAGCAAUCCAAAAAUAUACCGGAGGUGUUAUAUUAGUUUCGCACGACGAACGUUUGAUUAGAAUGGUGUGCAACGAACUUUGGGUGUGCGGAAAUGGAUCUGUUCGAAGCAUAGAAGGUGGUUUCGAUGCGUACCGUACAAUUGUCGAGCAAGAAUUAGAAGCUGCCAAUCAGGCGAAAUAA